AUGUCGACUUUCAAUGGCAUCGUGUCUGAGUUUCCAGACAUACGGAUUGACUUCUUCCGUCACAAUGCAGAUGUCCAGCCCCCUCUUGCUUGCUUUUUGAGCCAUGUCCACAGCGAUCACCUCGCUGGCUUAGAGAGCCUGCGGUCUCCAUUCGUGUACUGUUCGGCUGCCACUCGAGAGAUCCUGCUUCGUCUGGAGCGCUAUCCCUGCCGGAUCAACUAUGCCAAGGGCCUCUUGGAGGCCAGGCAACAGACCUACAAGCAUCUCAGCAAUGUCUUAAAACCGCUGCCUCUAGAAACACCGACGACUAUCGAGCUCCGCCCUGGCUGCGAGAUUCAGGUGACCCUGUUUGACGCCAAUCAUUGCCCCGGAGCUGUCAUGUUUUUGAUUGAGAGCGACAACAAAGCCAUCCUUUACACAGGCGAUAUCCGGAGUGAGCCAUGGUUUGUCAACACCAUCUCCCGGAACCCCAACCUUGUCGAGUACACCUCAGGUCUCAAGACAUUGGACAAGAUCUAUCUAGAUACAUCCUUUACAGAAGAUGUGCCCUUCCAGACCAAGGCUCAAGGUAUCGCCGAGUUGUUGUGCAAGGUAUCCAAGUACCCUAGCGACACCGUCUUUCACUUCCAAGCAUGGACCUAUGGGUAUGAAGACGUUUGGGUAGCUCUGUCCAAGGCUCUCAAGUCCCAGGUACAUGUCGACGACUACAAACUCCGCAUCUAUGGAUCCCUCAAGUCGCGGCCAUCUGAAGCACGCUUCAGUUCAGACGUCCACCUUACUCCCGAAUCGCCAGCCUUGACAGGCCACAUGUGCGGAAACACCCCACACCAAGGGUGUCUGACGCCUAACGAGAAUGUUCGCCUGCACAGCUGUGAGAAGGGAGCGAUGUGUGAGGUGGCACGACGGCCGUCUACAGUCACGAUUCAACCCAUCAUCGCCCACCUUCCUACUGGGCAGCAUCUAGCCGAAGUUGGAGUCGGAGGAGGGGGCGAUGACCUCCAACGGGAGGCUGAACUGGAUUUUCUAGACCAAGCCAGCUUGGCUACUUUGGUCAACCUCGUCCUUUCGUCCGAUAUGCUACUACCGUCAGAGACUAUUCAAGCAUUGAAGGAGGUCUUGACACAGGCCGUCUCGACCGGCAGAAAUAUCCCGCUUGACUGGGACAUCACGUCGUUGGACAACCAUUCAGUACAGGAGAUUGUCCAGAUGCUUGCAGAAAGACUGGUGAACAGUUCCAAGAAAGCUGUUGCCGAAGACGCAACAGGCCAAGCCGAACUACCCAAAACAAUCCAUUUCCCGUACUCCAGACAUUCCUCGUAUGCAGAGCUUUGCCAUUUCGUCGAGACAUUUCGACCCAAGGACGUUUGGCCAUGUACCGCCAGUCCCGCAGAAUGGAUGAGAAAUGGAACUUCGAUUGUAUCUCUCUUUGGGCCUCUCUGUUCCGGAGAUAAGUUCGAUCAUGAUGUCGUCAUGCAAUCCUUUGCUGAACGAUAUGCGUUGAACAAUCCACAUCAACAGCACGACAGCCAGACCACGGCCGAUUCACCUCCAUCAAGCUCGCUGGUCGGCGAGGCGCAAGCGAUUCACCAACGCGACAGAGCUCGAGGCACACCUCAAAGCCCAACUCGUCUCUCGGGCACCACUCCCGUGAAGUUUGUGAGCACUCUCAUGGGCACCCAGGAUACCAUCUACGUGGCAACUGAGCCUGAGCAUCAGCCCCAGGCGUCGCGAGUGUCAGAGCCUUUGUCAGAAGAUACAUUUCAAGACCCUUGGUAUGGCCCUGAAUCAACACCAGUCCCAGUAGCAGACCAGUCGCAGGAUCGUGAAGCUUCCUCGUCAGCAAGCGCGCCCGAAGAUUACUUGACCGAACCGAGAACUGGCUCCCCCACGCGGAAGCGGAGUUUUGGUGAAAUUUCGGGCAGCGAUAAUGAAGAGUCUAAGCCCAGUCAGGCUGGAGAGUCAUUCAGCUCGGUCAUGUCGGAGGAACCUUCUCUGGCUCGUCAAGAGGCAUACCAACGAAUGGUGCAGAACUUGACUGCAGAUAAUUGGGACCCAGUGCCACUGAUAUCGACGAGCAACGAGUAUACGACCAUGGAUCAGGAGCUCUGA
Molecule: messenger RNA, 2109 nt
Organism: Fusarium falciforme
Lineage: Eukaryota; Fungi; Ascomycota; Sordariomycetes; Hypocreales; Nectriaceae
Exons: 8
Coding region: 1-2109 (702 amino acids)
Biological process (GO): protection from non-homologous end joining at telomere; double-strand break repair via nonhomologous end joining; interstrand cross-link repair
Molecular function (GO): 5'-3' DNA exonuclease activity; damaged DNA binding
Source: RefSeq, a predicted model, not a curated record